AUGAGCGAGCAACAAACGGGCGAAAAACCCUCUGGCACUGAGUCUCAGCAACCAGUGCAACCCAACCAGCCGUACCAACAACAGCAGAGAUACCCAAGGAACAGUGGUCAAAAAAGCAGUGGCCAAAAAGGCUCCAGAUCGAACUCUAAAUCCUACAACGGAUAUCAAGGCAACAAUGGCGGAAACGGCGGUGGCAACCACAGAUAUAACAAAAAUGGCUUUCACCAUAAGAACAACAGAAGCGCUGGUGCUGUCCCUGGCAUGCAGUGGGCUUACGGGUCAUAUGGCAUGGCUGGCCAGCCUCAGUUCUACCCUUCUUACGGAUACGGUUACGUUCCGGCUAUGGCUGCUCAAGGCUAUAACCCAGCAGGUGGUCCCUCCAGUUCAGCGUCACCAGUUGAGCCUGCUGCUACUUUGACACCAACGACUCCUGUCUCCAAAAAAAUUGAAAUUACAAACAGAUCUGGAGAGCAUGUCGACCUCAACGCGAUUCACAGCCAGCACAUUUCGUCAUCCGCCGGGCAGCCCGCUCACUCGCCCGUGAAAGAGUCUAGUACACCUGCUGCACCUACUCCUGAACCCAAAGCUGCUGUGGAGCCCAGCAAACCAGCCACCCCGGAACCAAGUAAAACUGAGCCUUCGGCUGAUGAUUUAUUGAAGAUGAGUUUCUUGGAACAAGUUAGAAUGAGAAAAGCGAUGCGCGCACAAAAGAAGGCUGGCGAUUCUCCAUCAGUCCAAACGGCGGAAGUUAUUGCUUCUGCACCAGAGGUCAAAACUGAGUCGGCUCCCGAAGCUGCUACUCCAACGCCAAAGGUGCCAUCCGAAAACUCUUCAAACGAUGUGACGAAUGCCACCCAAGAAGCUGUGUCGAGUGAUGCUCAAGGAAUUCAUGAGGAAAGCAUUCCGAAAGAUGCGCCAAAGGAUGACUCUGCCACUACUCAAAACCCCUCUGUGGAAACAGUUGCUGAAGCUACUUCUAAGGCUCCCGUGGCAACUGAUGCAGAUGCGCCAAGUGAGCAAUCAGAAACUGUUGUAGUGAAGGCUGUUUCGAAGGCUGCUCCAGAAGUUAUCUCAGAAGCUGUUCCAGAAGCUGCUACAGAAGCUGCUCCAGAGACUGCUCCAGAGACUGCUCCAGAGACUGCUCCAGAGACUGCUCCAGAAGCUACUCCAGAAGCUACUCCAGAAGCUACUCCAGAAGCUGUCCCAGAAGUUGCCCCAGAAGCUGCCCCAGAAUCUGCACCAGAGCCUGAAAAGGAGACUAGCAUUGUCACUGAAAAUACUGAGGCUUCUGAACCUGUUAAGGAAGACGCCCAACCAGCUCGUCCUUUGACAUUUUCAGAAAAGUUGAAGCUGAAAACUAAAGCAUCUGCUAAAAGUGAUGCUGACACCACUGCAACUGAUACUCAACCAGGUGAGACUGCUUCCACUUCAGAGCCUACCGGAGAGGCCGAACCACAAGACGCAUCUGAAAAGGCUUCCGAAGCCUCUGAGGAAGCCGAGGUCGCCAACACCGCCCCCGUGGAAGAAGAGCAGAAGAUUGAUAGUGCGGCUGAACCAGAAUUGCAAGUCAGUGCUGAAGCUAAGGAACCCACUGGUGAGGAACCAAAGGCCGAGGGUGAUCAAGAAGACUCCGAUGUUGAUGAUGGUAGAAUUACCAUGACAGAGUUCUUGGCUAGAUUGGAUCAGGUUUCACCUGUUGAUGAUAUCUACUCGUUCAAGUACCCAGAAGGUAUCGAGGCUCCUGACGCAAGAUACAAGAGGGAAAAGGCCAAAUACACUUACGGCCCAACCUUCCUGCUGCAGUUCAAGGACAAGGUUAAUGUUCGUCCUGAUGCUGAAUGGAAAGAAAAGGUUGCAUCUAAAAUUGUAAUCCCACCUGGCAGUGUUAGACCAGGCGGAAGAAGCAGAGGUGACUCCAAAUUUGGGCCAGGUGCAGGCUUCAAGAAGAGCGGUUCUUUGAGGGGAAUGGAAGGUAGAUCCAACUCUCGCUCUUCUUCCAAGAGAAAAUCAAAGAAGAUGGGUGAUGACAGAAAAUCUAAUAGAGCAUACACUUCAAGAAAAGACCGUGAGAGAAUGGCUGAAGAGGAUGACAAACCUAAGGAGGACGUUGCUCCUCUAAUCCCUAGCGCCAACAGAUGGGUUCCAAAGUCCAAGCAGAAGAAGACUGAGAAGAAAUUCGCACCAGAUGGUGUUACCGAGCUGCUCAAUAAGGAGGAGGCCCAAAGAAAGAUGAAAUCUUUGCUGAACAAGUUGACUCUAGAAAAAUUCGAUCCAAUUUCCGAGGAGAUUAUCAAGAUCGCUGACCAGUCGAAAUGGGAAACUGAUUGUGAGACUUUGAAGGUCGUUAUCGAAGAGAUUUUCAUGAAGGCCUGUGAUGAGCCUCAUUGGUCUUCAAUGUAUGCACAACUGUGCGGUAAGGUGGUGAAGGACAUGGAUCCUGAGAUCAAAGAGGAAGGAAACGAAGGAAAGGCCGGUCCAAAGUUGGUUUUGCAUUACUUGGUCGACAGAUGUCAUGCUGAGUUCCAAAAGGGUUGGACCGACAAGCUUCCUACAAAGGAAGACGGCAGCCCUCUUGAACCUGAAAUGAUGUCUGAUGAGUAUUAUCAAAUGGCCGCGGCGAAGAGAAGAGGUUUGGGUUUGGUAAGACUCAUUGGUUUCCUCUACCGUUCUCAUCUCCUGACUGCUAAGAUGAUGUUCGAGUGUUUCCGUAGGUUGAUGAAAGAUUUGGCAGACAGUCCAACGGAAGAGACUUUGGAGUCUGUUAUUGAGCUCUUGAACACAGUGGGUGAACAAUUUGAGAAAGACCGUUUGGUGCAGCCAAGCGGGUCAUUGGAAGGCUCUACUGUCCUUGACCAGCUAUUCUACAUGCUGGAUAAGAUCACUGAAAGCAGCGAAAUAUCAAGCAGAAUUAAGUUCAAGCUGGUUGAUAUGAAAGAGCUGAGAGAAGUUAAGCAUUGGAAUAGCACUAAGAGAGAUGAGGGUCCAAAGACGAUCCAGCAAAUUCACGAAGAGGAAGCAGCUAAGAAGGCUAUGGAGGAAAGAGAACGCAAAAUGAAGGGAAGUUCAAGAUCUGGAUCUAGAAGAAACAACUCCAACUCGAUGAUGGGUAAUAGAAGCAACUCGAGGAGGGAACCUGUCUCCGUUUCUAAGGACAGCUUCAUUUCCACUCGCUCCUCUUCUUUGAGACAUGUUCAGAGUGCCGCUCCGGCCAAGGAGGAGACCCCAGCUCAAAAAACUGCUGUGAACAUGUUUGAUGCAUUGAUGGGUGCCGAAUCUGAUGAUGAUGAAUAG
This is a messenger RNA of Lachancea thermotolerans CBS 6340, 3291 nucleotides long. RefSeq names its product KLTH0D03784p. Gene Ontology annotation, cellular component: eukaryotic translation initiation factor 4F complex. The transcript has a single exon. Gene Ontology annotation, molecular function: translation initiation factor activity; protein binding; mRNA binding. Lineage: Eukaryota; Fungi; Ascomycota; Saccharomycetes; Saccharomycetales; Saccharomycetaceae. Bases 1 to 3291 code for a protein of 1096 amino acids. The record is from RefSeq and is a predicted model, not a curated record.